This is a messenger RNA of Salvelinus fontinalis (brook trout), 4158 nucleotides long. Its product is annotated as zinc finger protein 883-like. Gene Ontology annotation, molecular function: RNA polymerase II cis-regulatory region sequence-specific DNA binding; DNA-binding transcription factor activity, RNA polymerase II-specific. The coding region runs from base 234 to 1727 and encodes 497 amino acids. The transcript has 2 exons. Gene Ontology annotation, biological process: regulation of transcription by RNA polymerase II; central nervous system development. NCBI's taxonomy places the organism in Eukaryota, Metazoa, Chordata, Actinopteri, Salmoniformes, Salmonidae. The record is from RefSeq and is a predicted model, not a curated record. Gene Ontology annotation, cellular component: nucleus.
GCUUCUUUCAACAGCAGCAACAGACAGUCAGACACCUCGGUAGCUUGCUGGACACAAUAGCCGAACCAAUAAAGCUCUUUAGAUGCUUUCGUUUUUUUAUUAGCCACUGUGUUUUAAAACCACUUCUGUCGUCUAGUUAGUUAUCCGAUUUAAUUUAAUAUUUACGGUGUUGUUAUUAGUCAGCUGGCGGACUGGUUAAGUUAGCAUUAGCCUAGCUAGCUAACAUCCCGACCAUGCGGUCACUAAGCUACUCUUCUCCUGCUAAAGAUAAUAUCUGCUGGAUGGAGAAAGAAGCUCUGAUCUUUCUGGUGAAAGAGGAGAAGGGAGAGGAGGAUGUCACAGUAAAACAAGAAGUAGAGGGUGAGGCUGUUACAGUGAAAGAAGAAGAGAAAGACGUUUCAGUGAAAGAAGAGGAAGAGAAAGGGGAGGAUGCCGUAUUUGGAGUGAAAGAGGAGGAAGGGGAGAUGACUGUCACAUCGAAAAAGGAGGACGAGGAGGAAACUGGGUGUCUGAGGCCGGUUUCCCAAACGCAUCUUAAGGCAUCCAACGAUGAAAUUAGCCAUAAGAUGGUUUUGAGAAACAGCGUCCUGAUUAAUACUAGAGAGAUACGGGACUAUCGUGGAUCCUUUGGGGAGCCUCAACAACCUCAUGAUGCUGACGAGGCAGAGAAGAGUCUCUCCAGAUCAGAACACCUCAAUAAACACCUGCAGAGAUCCACAGGGAAUAGAACUCACUGCUGCUCUGACUGUGGGAAGAGAUUCACCUCAUCAGGCAUUAAAAUUCAUCAGAGAACACACACAGGAGAGAAAUCUUAUAGCUGUGAUCAAUGUGGGAAGAGUUUUAGUCAAUCUGGAGAUCUGACAAUACACCAGAGAACACACACAGGAGAUAAACCUUAUAGCUGUGUUCAAUGUGGGAAGAGUUUUGGUAGAUCUAGCUAUCUGACAGUACACCAGAGAAUACACACAGGAGAGAAAUCUUAUAGCUGUGAUCAAUGUGGGAAGAGUUUUAGUCAAUCUGGAGAUCUGACCAUACACCAGAGAACACACACAGGAGAGAAACCUUAUAGCUGUGUUCAAUGUGGGAAGAGUUUUGGUAGAUCUAGCUAUCUGACAGUACACCAGAGAAUACACACAGGAGAGAAAUCUUAUAGCUGUGUUCAAUGUGGGAAGAGUUUUGGUAGAUCUAGCUAUCUGACAGUACACCAGAGAAUACACACAGGAGAGAAAUCUUAUAGCUGUGGUCAAUGUGGGAAGAGUUUUACUACAUCUAGCAGUCUGACUACACACCAGAGAACACACACAGGAGAGAAACCUUAUAGCUGUGAUCAAUGUGGGAAGAGUUUUGUUACAUCUAGAAAUCUGACUUUACACCAGAGAACACACACAGGAGAGAAACCUUAUAGCUGUGUUAAAUGUGGGAAGAGUUUUGGUAGAUCUAGCUAUCUGACAGUACACCAGAGAAUACACACAGGAGAGAAACCUUAUAGCUGUGAUGAAUGUGGGAAGAGUUUUACUACUUCUGCCUAUCUGACAGUGCACCAGAGAACACACACAGGAGAGAAACCGUAUAGCUGUGAUGAAUGUGGGAAGAGUUUUACUACAUCUGGCUCUCUGACUUUACACCAGAGAACACACACAGGAGAGAAACCUUAUAGCUGUAAUCAAUGUGUGAAGAGUUUUGUUACAUCUGGGCAGCUGAAUGUACACCAGAGAAAACACACAUAAUAGAAAUCUUAUAGCUGUGAUCAAUAUGGGAAGAGUUUUACUCAGUCAAACAACACCAGAGAAUACACACAGGAGAGAAACCUCUUAGCUGUGACCAGAGGUAAUCUGAUAAAAGAUCUCUGACUAAACAUCAGAAAAUACAUGAAGCAGUUGUUUCAUGAUAUCAAUGAAUUAAUGUCACAAUGUAGAAUGUUUUAACAUUGUAGUAGGAGUAUUUUAAUGAUGUCACAAUGUAGAAUGUUUUAACAUUGUAGUAGGAGUAUUUUAAUGAUGUCACAAUGUAGAACCCUAAACGUUUGUCCCCUGUUCUAUUGAUUUCAACAUGAUAUGGAUAUUAGCCUCAGGGGGAAAAUCCAGGCUCUGAAUUGGAAGAGUACUAUUUAUGUGAUUUAGUAAGGACACAUUAUUCCCAGAUUCUGUGUGGUUUUUGAGCUGUUAGUUUUAGCAGGACGUGCAACCUCAUCUCCCUCCUGUCACAUAAAUGAUUUUAGCAUGAUAUCGAUUAGUUAUGACAAAUUAGUGUUGCGUUCCUUUGUUUAGCGACCCCUACAUUUAAAUGCAUUCCAACAUCACGUACAACCGGAUUUCCCCCCUAAUUGAUAUCAGUGAUUUAUUGCUACUUGUCAAAACAACUUUUCUGGAAAUAUGAUUAUUGUGGCAGAUGUUUGUGUAAAUAGCACAUGUUAUGUUUAGGUUUUCAAUUUAUCCCAAACUGUUUCUGCAUAUUGGUUAUUGAUUUGGACACGUUAAAACUGUGUUUUGACAUUGAGGCUAUCCCACCUAGCACAGUGUAAUUGAAAAGUUGUUGAAAAUAAGACUAUGCAAUCAAAUAUUUUUUUUUACAUUUUUUAUUAUACCAUGCCUUACCAUUAAGUGAAUUUUUUGACAAUACAUAUUAUCAAUGGGGUGUACAUUUGGUUUUGGUAAUUCAUGUUUACAAUUCAUGUAACUUUUAGUAAUCAUAAUUAUUUAUGCAAUCAACUGACAAUUUUCGGGUAUAAAUAUAUUGACAUUGUUGCCCUUCUUUUAGAAUAGCAGGGUUCAUUCUCAGAUGUGCCAACCCAAAUGUACUAGAGCAUGACAUUGGGGACUGGGCCCCGAUCCAACAACAUGCCUAUCGAGUGAACCCUGAAAAGAGAGAGAAGCUCUGCAGUGAGGUGGAAAGUUACUACGGAUAUUGCAGGAGUUUCCUCUUGAAAUCAGACACGUCCGUGGUAAGGACAACUUGGUUGCUUAUUGUCUCAAGAAUGGGCAGUCAAAAAGAUUUGUGUUUUGCCAGUGAGUUGCCAUGGAUCACAAUUCAUUUUGACUGCACGAUUUUCCGUAUUGGAGAUGAGUUUUGUUUGGGCUCGUUCCAAGGGGACGAGAGUUCUAGAAGCUAGUGGGUUUUAGGAAGAAGAGAGUUCUAGAAGCUAAUGAGUUUUAGGAAGACGAGAGUCUAGAAAGAAAAAGGAGAAAAGAUACGAUAUUAUUAUACGAUUGUAUAUUAUUAAUUAGAAAUAUGUGUUUUUUCUUGUUUUUAAUUGUUGACUGCCAGUAGACACCAUGUUUAUAUUGGUGAAGCAUUUUAGUUGAUUAUAAUGUGAAAUGGAAAUUGUUUUCUGUUGGUGGUGAGCAAACUUGUCCAACAAAAAUAUAGGAUAUAUUUGUUGUCUUAAGGGGGAAGGUGUUACAGGCUUUGGUUUUUCCAUUUAUGUUUUGAGGUUGGACUCGCCCAUAUAGCUUGUUAGCAUGUAUAGCUCGUUAGCACGUCUAGCUCGUUGGCACGUAGGACGCACUGAUUGGUGUCACCUCGUUAGUAAGUAUGUGUUACACCUGUGCUGGCUUGUCCAUCUCGUUAGUGGGAAGGUAUUUCACCUGAGCUGGUCCAGGUUCUAUUUAAGAGUGUCUGGGCCAGUGCUCCAGUUGUCUUGAUAGAUGUGGAGAGUCAACACCUUUUAGUUGCUCCACCUUUUUGGUUUGUGUCCUAGCUUUAAGUUUGGUGUGGGUUUUUCUUUUGUUUGCCUCUUCUUGGGCAGAUUUAAUGGGUCUCAUGGUGGGUGUCUUUUAUGUCCCAGUUGUUGUUACUAGUAAACUUCCAGUGGACACCCCCAUAGUGUCUUUCAGAGCCCCUCCUAGAACCUGUUUAGUUGUGGUUGUUAUCAGUGAUUCUUUGUUAAUUCCAUCUUCUGUUUGAGGAAAAAUGUUGGUUUUCUUGCUGGAGAACGUAACAUCAAACAAUGGAGUAAGACAUGAUAUUUUGGGUUGGAUAUUGCAGUGAAUUGUUCAUAUUUUAAUCGAUGACAUUUACUUAGAAUGCUCAUUAGUUUUUCAGUUAUUCUGUUUUUUAUCCUCAAUAUUUCUGUUUAUUUUCAUUGUUUUUUCCUGUGAAGCCAUUGUGUUGCAUCCAUGUCUGAAAUGUGCUGUAUAAAUAAAGCUUGAUUUGAACAUA